UGAGCAGACACUGCUCUGCUUCCUGCCUGCUUCGCUCCCCUCCCCUCCGUGGCUGAGAGAAAGAAAAAAAAUAUCUCUGUCUAGGCAUGGGACUCUGGCUGCUGCAGAGCUCUGCAGCUCCUCCCAGGGAAUGACAACAGUUCACAUGGUCAUUAGCUCCAGACUCUGAAGCAGGGGAACUACUCCGAGGCACAGCAGCUGCACCUGGUGUCUCUUUGCUGUGGCUUAAAGAGAGAGGCACGACAGAGCUAUACAGGACUCAGCAAAAAACGAGAUCGUCGACAGAAAGUGCCUUGUCAGACAUCCCUACUUGAGCUGCCUGCCUGCACGUCACCUCCACCAAGCAUGCAACAUUCCCUCCCUCACUGUGACAGAAGAUAGCUCAACCUCAGCCCCUGCCCUACCAACUCAUCUUUAUCUGGCUCUGUCGCUGCGCUGCCUCAGAAACCCAAGCAGAAAUAUUUAACUGCAGCGGUUGGGGGAACUGGCUGGACUCUCUGCCAAAACAGAGUGCUGACUGACCCAUUCGGAGAAGUUUAGUCAAUACCCAACCCACCGUCUGCACAAAUUUAUAUUCUCGCCCAAGCAGUGCCAUCACCCUAGAAAUAGCACCAGUUUCAAUUAUCUUCCCCACCCCCUCCCCCUUUCUUCCCACUACCACCACAUUUGGACGGUCCGUCAGUCCACCCUGCCUCUGAGCAUGCCCCCGUUGACCUGUCAGUGGCCUGCACCUGGGACUAACUGAUUGACGAGCGACGUCUCUUGAUUGACAGCUUCUCUGAUAGCCGCCAUCUCCCAAGCUACGCCCACAUCCAGGUUGCAAGUCCACCAACUCUGCUGCUCUGAAGUCCGCAAGGGCAAACGACUUUCACUGACCCACACAACUUUUUUCGCUACACUUUUAGUCGUUUUUUUAGCACACUGAAGAGCCAUUAGAGUAUAGCCUCUCCUUAAACAAGUGGCUAGCUUUACCCCACCCCGGCAUUGCUAUGGCUUUAAAUAUUGCUUCGAUGCGAGACACAAAAUGGCUGACGCUGGAGGUGUGCCGACAGUUCCAGAGGGGGACAUGUUCGCGGAGUGACGAGGAAUGCAAAUUUGCGCACCCGCCCAAAAGCUGUCAGGUGGAGAACGGAAGGGUGAUUGCCUGCUUUGACUCGCUAAAGGGCCGAUGUACGCGGGAGAACUGCAAAUACCUCCACCCCCCGGCCCACCUGAAGACCCAGCUGGAGAUCAACGGCCGCAACAACCUCAUACAACAGAAGACUGCAGCAGCCAUGUUGGCUCAACAGAUGCCUUUCAUGUUCCCUGGCACGACCAUGCAGCCUACCAUGCAGUCGUUUCCUAUUAGCCAGGGGCUGGGCUCCAGCCCGGGGCUGAGCUACGCUCCCUACCUGACCCACAUGACCCACAGCAUGGGCAUGAUGCCCACCGAGAUGCUCCAGCCCAGCACCCAGAGUAUCAUCGUCCCCGGCAGCCCUCCCUGCUCCAUGCAGAGCUCCUCCUCCAACCAGAAGCUUCUACGCACGGACAAGCUGGAGGUGUGCCGGGAGUUCCAGCGGGGCAACUGCGCACGUGGCGAGACGGACUGCCGCUUCGCUCACCCCAGCGACAGCCCUAUGAUUGACACUAGUGACAACACAGUGACCGUGUGCAUGGACUACAUCAAGUCACGCUGCUCCCGGGAGAAGUGCAAGUACUUCCACCCGCCGGCCCACCUGCAGGCCAAGAUCAAGGCUGCGCAGCAUCAGGCCAACCAGACGGCCGUGGCCGCGCAAGCUGCUGCCAUGACUCAGUCGACUGCCAAAGCAAUGAAGCGACCCCUCGAGGCAACUGUAGAACUGGCUUUCCCCCACGGCUGCCUGCAGCCCCUACCAAAGAGACAAGCACUUGAGAAGAGCAACGGGGCCAGCUCGCUCUUUCACCCCAGUAUGUUGCACUACCAGCAGGCCUUGGCCAACGCACAGCUGCAACAGCAGACGGCUUUCUGUGGCUUUCCCACAGGGUCAGUCUUGUGCAUGACUCCAGCUAGCAGCCUUGUACCCAUGAUGUACAGUGCUACGCCUGCUACUAUCUCUGCAACAACAACUCCUGUCACAAGUGUCCCCUACGCAGCAGCAGCGCCAGCCAAUCAGAUCAUCCUGAAGUAACUGUCAGGAAGGAAAUGGAGUGUCAAGAAGCUGCACUACAAAGCCCAAAACAGCCCUUUUUCUGUACAUACUACCUUCCCCUUCAACAACCUGCAUGCUAAGAGUGUAAUACUACCAAUUAACCAUAAGACUUGAGUGCUGGUGUAAGAUGAUACACACAACAAAAAGAUGUAAAUGUAUUGCUAGGAAACUAUUGCCAUAAAAAUUAUGACAAAAAAGAAUAUGUACUGAACUACAUACACUUAGUGGAGAGAUGGCGAUGAGUUCAUUUUAACGAUUGUUUUCUCUGUUAAAGUAAUAUGGGUCCUUUUUUAUAUUUUGUUUUCAAAACAGAACCUCGAUCUGCACAAAUGUUCACCCUUUGAAAACACCUUAUUUGCACUACAAGAGAACUAGUGCUUAUUGUCAAAAGUGCUUCAUUGUUUUAAACAGGAGAGUCACAGAGAAGCCCCUGGUUGCAACUGGCGCUCCAGAUCAAGCUAGAAGGGAUUGUUUUACUUUUUGUUUGUUCUAAUUAUUUUAAAAAGACAAAUGUUAGGGAAGACGACAUGUUUACUCAAUGACUGUCCUCUUAAUGAUGGUUUGAACGUGUUCCCCCACCCCAUCACCACCACCCCUUUUAAAAUGGUGUGGUAUGCACUCCAUAUGAACCAUUUGCCAACAUUUAAUCUCUGGAAAACCAACGGCUUGCCAAACGAAAGUCAUCGCGACUGACAGACUAACGGACAGAAGCGAUCGGAGUCGAUCUGCAAGGGAACAGACGUGGAACAGCUUCGUGGCCAAAAUGUGCAGUCGGGCCUCGUUUUUGUGCACGUCUGGGGAAAAAAGAACCUAGAAUUUCUUCUCCUUCGUUAAAUUUCAGUUUUACUUUUGAUGGGUGCUGACAUUUGGGUUGUGUGAGUUUGGGUGGGAGCCUCAGAGGGGUCGGUGUUGGGGAGAGUUAUACUGGGCAUCAGGGAGUGCUACUAGCCUAUAUGGCCCCGGUUUGUGUGCCAAGGGCUUAACAAAAGCUGGCCGAAAGCAUAUGGUGGGAGAGAGCCUCAGCCUAAUGGGCCAAGCCAUGGAUUCUGCCAGCAGACUGGAACAGACCGACUCGACUGUAAGUCCACCAGAGGCCCCAAAGUCAAGACCACAGGGACGAGGCCUUUUGGGGAGUGGGGCUAGAAGGAGGGAUAAGGGUGAGAUCGGCGAGGGGUGAAACAAGUGCUACGACUCAAAAAGGUGCAUUCAAAGAUGCUAGUCAUCGUUGUGAGAUGACGUGAAGUCAUUGACUGGAGGGCUAUCUGUGACUGUCAGUCGUCACCCUGCUAUCACCGAGAAUCCUGUUUCUAUUUGAGAAAAACUGUAGAAGUGCCUAAAAAUCCUUUAACUUUAAAACAACAAGCAUCUGGAGAAACAUACUCUGUCAAAGAAAAAAUAAGAAUAUAUUAAAGGAUGGUUCAAGCAAAGUUCCCAAUAGUAUGUUGACCUAUUUAGAGAAAAGACUAUUCACUUUUCAUGCAGAUGCCAUGGUUAAAUCAGUACCCUAGUGUUAUUGUAAACAUAUAUUUAACACAACAAAAAAUAACUUUCUGAAUAGAAAAUAUAUAUAAACUAACCAAGAUAUCUUGGUAGAAUGUUUGUUAAACAUUUCAUGAUGUAAUAUUUUGUUCUUACCAUAGGUUUUUAGUAGUUUACAUUGAAAACAGUGAUUGAGAAUACAGGAAAUUGUGACUUGUGUAAUGUAUGUAACGUGUUUCUUACUUUGAGAGUUUAUAAUCAUGGUUGUAGCAGCAAUGUAUUCACAUUUAUUUCAAUUUGUUUUAUGAUGUUAAGCAUCAAAAUAAGUGUGUCACCAGAACAGUCUGUUAUUUUAUGCCAUGCUAUAGUUAAUUGUGUACUAGCAUUGUUUUAAACCAACCUCCACGUUAUUACCUAAUGGUUUAUGAGAUAUGUAUUUCGACUCUCAAUCACAUUUCUCGACACUACACAACCAAUUAUUUUCCUUGUGUUCAACAAAAAGGAUCAGAAUCAUGACAUAUUUUCAUGGCGCUUGAUCAACAGACAAUCCACAACGAGACACCUUUGGUUCAAAAAUAAUAAGGCACUGGUCUUAGUAUUUCGUUUUUUGUUUAUUUUUGUUCACUUUCACUGAGAUUUUCUUCUAAAAGGUUACAGUUUUAAUGUAAUUUUUGGUGGAAGGUGAACGAAGGUAUUUUUUGGUAACUUAUCGUAUUUUAAUGUUUUGUCAAAUGAGUCAGAAUGAUGUAACCUAUUCUAUUUUGAAAUGAAUGUAAUUUAUUGCGCUGUGCAUACCUACAAGGUCGUGUCUCUUUGGUCAGCCAAUGAGAUGCAGAUCAGAAGCAAGGGGGUGGAGUCUUAAAAAGCCACCAAUAGAAAGCUACUGGAUCUCCCUUGUCUUGUCGUCAACACAGUUCAUCGCAUUACAGUAAUGAACAAGGCUUUAGAAUUGCUUAUUGUUCAACAAAAAAAAAGAAAAUAAGAAUGUUAAUUGUAUAGGUGAAAUUUUACCAAAAAAAAGAUUUAAAUAUGUACUUUUCACUCUAGUAUUUCAUAAUAUUAAGUUGUUGCUGUGGCAACAAAGUUGCAAUUACUAAAGUUCUGUAUUUUUGUAAAUUAUGUAAUCAUUAAGUUGACUUUUUUUUCUAGAACACUGCACACAUCACUAGAUUGUAAAGCAGAUUUCAACAUGUCUUAUUUGUCGUGAUUAUGACAAUUUUCCUUAGCAGCCUCUGUAAAGGUGUAACUUUAACACUUAAGAUGUAAUAGACAGAGUUACCAAUGUUAUUUAGGAUGAAAUUAUAACAAAUUAUCUAUUAAUUGAAUAGUUAAGAUGUACAACUUUUCCCCUGAGAAAGGACCACUGGUUUCAUGCACACCAAUGGAAAAAUAUUUAUGAAUGUAGUUUGUUAAAUUGUUUAUCAUCAGUUAAGGAUUGCACUUCUUCCGGUAAAGUAAAACAUUUCAUUAUUACCGAUGCCAUACCUAAUGAAAUUUGCGAAUUUACUAUACACCAGUAAUUCUGUAUAAUAGUCACUACCUGUUUGUAUCAGAGAAAUAACCUUUGAGCAUCUUGCAUGGGAAAAAGUUUUUAUUAAUAAACAAUAAUUUACUGAAUGUUUCUAGUUAUACCGAAAAACACAAAAGAUAGUCUGCACAUGAGACAAAAAUCCAAGUUGUUCUUGGAUUAAAAUGAAAAAUAUAUAAGCACUUGGGUCAGCUGAGCAGACAGCUUAUCCAAACACUUUGCCUUAUCGUUAGUCCAUCGUGCUUAAGGUUUUAUGUUCCAGAGCUGUUAAAAAUAAACUUUUAAAGGCUAUAAACUAGUCUCUACUGAAGACUUUUGCGUUUUAUAUAUAUAUAUACACACACACACACACAAAGUUUGCGGUAACUUAGAAGUGUCCUUGUUUUUGAAAGAAAAAAAAGUGGGAGGCCCCGGUGUACAACUGAGAAAGAGGACAAGUACAUUCGUGUCUAGUUUGAAAAACCGACGCCUCACAAGUCCUCAACUGGCAGCUUCAUUAAAUAGAACCCACAAAACACCAGUCUCAACGUCACCAGUUUUAAAGGCGACUCUGGGAUGCUGGUCUUAUAGGCAGAGUUCCUCUGUCCAGUGUCUGUGUUCUUUUGCCCAUCUUAAUCUUUUCUUUUUAUUGGCCAGUCUGAGAUAUGGAUUUUUCUUUGCAACUCUGCCUAGAAGGCCAGCAUUCCGGAGUUGCCUCUUCACUGUUGACGGUAAGACGGGGUUUUUGCGGGUACUAUUUAAUGAAUCAAUUUAAUGAUCAAUUUUAUGUUAUUUUAAUGGACAAAAAUGUGUUUUUCUUUCAAAAACAAGGACAUUUCUAAGACCCCAAACUUUUGAACGGUUGUGUGUGUGUGUAUAUAAAAAAGUAAAAACUUAAAACUAUAUUUUUAUUUAUACACAUAAAUUAAAUAUCGUUUUAAGUUUAGUAUUUUUUGGCGUUUUUAAAAGGUGAGGCCAAAAGGAUCAACUGCUGUACAAAAAGCAGUUGUGUCCUAAAGCCCCAUUCGAAUACUUUAAUAACACACCCUUCCUUCCUUACUUUCUGAUCUAACACAAUUUGUUAAAUUUAAGCAACAGUUCUAUCAUAUUGCUUUCUCUAAUCCAGCCAUGGCAGAUUAGGUAUUUCUUCAAGGAAGGGGGAAAGCAGUGAUGCAUUUUGUUAAAGUAUUGGAACAGGGCCCUAUUCUGUCCUUGUAGAGAGCUUGACAAUGAGGGUUGUGGCCAUCAUGUCAUGCUGAAUGGUCCCGAAAAGGACUGCAGCCAGGGUCGUAUUCACAAGGAAGCAAAUGUGCUGAGACGGGAAGGGGCUAACUGAACUUGUCCAAUAAGAAACGCUUGUUUUUGUUUAAUGUUGCAAAAUGUUUAGCUACGGUGUUCACUAUUGAAUAUUACCCAGGUAAUGAAUUGAGACUGCUUUGUCAUCAGAAAUGCAGUACUACUUUACUUUUCUCUACUUUUAAAUGCAGUAUCUACUUUACAAAAAAUAUAUAUAGAGAAAAAGACAAGACUCAUUGGAUUAUUAGUUUUGAUGUAACCAUUUUUCUGUUUUCUUUGUGCGUAUAGUUUGUGCUAUUUUAUGUUACAGCAAGAUAGUGUAAAAUCUAUUGAAAUAAAGAAAGAAAAAAUGGAAA
Oncorhynchus kisutch (coho salmon) is the source of this 6806-nucleotide messenger RNA. Its product is annotated as muscleblind-like protein 2a. Lineage: Eukaryota; Metazoa; Chordata; Actinopteri; Salmoniformes; Salmonidae. The record is from RefSeq and is a predicted model, not a curated record. Gene Ontology annotation, molecular function: metal ion binding; RNA binding. Gene Ontology annotation, cellular component: nucleoplasm; cytoplasm. Bases 990 to 2147 code for a protein of 385 amino acids. The transcript has 10 exons. Gene Ontology annotation, biological process: regulation of RNA splicing.